This is a messenger RNA of Daldinia caldariorum, 578 nucleotides long. RefSeq lists its product as uncharacterized. Lineage: Eukaryota; Fungi; Ascomycota; Sordariomycetes; Xylariales; Hypoxylaceae. Bases 141 to 401 code for a protein of 86 amino acids. The record is from RefSeq and is a predicted model, not a curated record. The transcript is spliced from 2 exons.
GUUUCAUACCUAAUAUAUAAUUUAUAUUUAACCAAAUUCCGCUUCAAUUCCAAGAACGGGAAUCACAUAAUAACUUUUGGUAAGCUAGUUUAGACCAGGAGAGAGUUUGGUUAUGGAGCUAAAGUCGCGAUGCCAAGCACAUGCAACGCAAGUGUCCGCAAGGUCAUGACUUCGGCCAAGUAUUGAUACUUCUCCCCGCAGUAUGGAGUACACGCAUCCUCACGAUACUUGAUCGCAAGUACCUAUAUAAGGUCGAGGUAUACAAGCAGCGUAUACAAGCAGCGUAUGCAAUGCAGCCUCGCGGUCACUCUCAAAUACUAUCUAUCUACUUGCCUAUGCUUGACCCAUUUAGUCAACUUACUCCUUAUAGGAGUCCGAGAGCAAGUGACUAUGGCUACUAAGCUGGGACGCCAACGACCUGUUUGGAUUCGCGAGGAGCAAGUGCUGAGAAUGUAAAUGUAGGCAGUACAAUUCUACCGUAUUCAUAGUACAUACCUCCCUCUCUAACUUCAAUGACAAUGGCCUUUUUCGGUAUAAUCUUUAUCAUUACGAGGGGAUCUUACCUAUACAAAUAUAUG